CCCAAUGAAGAAAACAAGCUGAAGAAGGAAAACGAGUGACAAUCACGGAAAGGAGAAGGGAGUCCAUCCGAGCCGUAGGCUUUGGUCUAUGGUCCGAACAGAUCUUACACGAUAAAUCUCAUGACAAACUGUCGAUGGAAAAGUAAAAUUGUACCUUACAAAACAGCAACCAUGUGGCAGCGGGCUGCAUCGUAUGUCUGCCUUGUCCUGUGUUGCCUUCACAGCAGCGCUGCUGAAGUGGAGCUGACCCCUCCAUGGGACGUUUCCAUGAUCACCUUGAACGCUCAUUACACACUGAGCUGGGAGUGGGACCAGAGGGCUCAAGAGUUUGACAACGUCACCUUCACGGCAGAAUAUGUUGCUAUGUACAAGCUCCAGUCUAAGAAGAAGACUCCAACCUGGUCGACGGCAUGUGAAGACACACCAGACAGGUUUUGUGACUUGACCGAGUUCGACCUGCACUAUUUGGGAAUUUACAUGCUCCGUGUACGAGCCAAUGCGAACGGGAGUCACUCGGACUGGGUGCAGAAGGAAUUCUGCCCUGAUAAAGACGCUGAUAUAGGCCCUCCGUCCAAAGUAGACCUUGCUCCUGCAGGAAGUGGCCUGGACGUUUUCAUGUCCGACCCUCUGUCCAGCACCGGCAGCUCCAUGAAGGACAAUAUUGCAGACCUGUACUACCGUAUUCUGGUUUGGGAGCGCUCUGCAGGCAGACAGGCUUCUACCACCGAGCCGUUGGACAGCAGCGCCAACUUGGUGACUGUGUCAAAGCUGAAGCCCUGGACCUGGUAUUGUGUGAGCGUGCAGUCUCGCUACGACUUCUACGACAAGAAAAGCAACUUCACCUCACCGCUCUGCAUGAAGACUGAAGGCGCUGUUCCGUGGUGGCAGAUCGUUGGGUACUUUGUCGGCUCACUGGUCGUCUGCUUCCUGGCCGUGCUGCUGGUUCUCUACAGCCCCUUUUGGUGCUUCCAGAAAGUCAAGAAAACGCUCCACCCCUCCACCAAGCUGGCCCCACAUUUCACACAGCAUCUUUGUGACUCUCCUGGGUCAGACAUUCCUCGCCUCCUCACCUUAGAUCCAGAAUCGGAGCUCUUGUGCGAUAAUGUCACAUUGGUCCCGGAGCCGACUGACCUGGAAGUCCUGAUUCUCCCCCCCGAGACCCUGACAGGACCCCCGUCAGGCCUGCAGCCGGACAGCAGUGGCAGACACAGCCGUCAGAAUAGCAGCAGCAGUGGAGACUCUGGAGUUUACUCCACGGGGGGCAGCAGCGGCAACAUGCAGCAUCCCAACCACAGCCUGUCCUUAGCGGAGGACUGCUUGAAGGGCCGAGUGGACCUGGAGAAGCUGAAGAUGCAGGACAUGGUUGCAGGCCUCAACAGCCGGCUGACUGCAGACGAGGGCACUGCAGACAUGUCCGUCUGAAGGCGGGCCUGGAAAAGAAAAGGACCAUUGUAAAGAAGACGAACAGACGUUUAUAUUAAGGAAGCUGCAGAUGUGGAAGUUUUGCCUAUAUUGUCACCUUUCACUGUGAAACAAGGGCAUAACAUGCUUUGUUUAAAAAAAAAAAAAAAAGACAUAAGCUGAUGAGUGAUUCACAGUCAGCAAAACUGAUUUGCUGUUACAGCACUCACUGUUUCCAGCUUCCAUGGAGAUAAAGUGGGGAUGAACCAACUCACCACUGACCCAGCUCUCUGUACUGAUGCUUUUGAAGAACCAGACCCUUCUUUUUGUUCAAAAUAAUCUUGGUUUUGAACAGGAAGUACUGUCAAUCCUGAUUUGAGUGUAUUUCACAUUCCGUCUUGCUCGCAUUUCCAGCACCCAUUGUCUUAACCCUGCUUUCAUGACGUGAGUGAUGAAUGUGACGCCUUAAUCGGAUCAAGUCUAUCUCUGUGGCAGUCUGCAUAUUGGUGUUACUUCUCUUUACCGGACACGUUAUUUUAAUAAGUUCAUGCUGUAGCCUGCGUGUACAAAUGAAUUAGCUACAGUUAAUCAGAGAGAUUUUGGGGGGGUGGGUGUACAAAUCUGUCUCAGUCACUAUUGAGUUAAGUUGAACAUGGUGAUAUUUAAAACUGGUGAUUAGAUGAGAAAAACUGGAAUUUCAACAGUGUAGCGUCACUAAAACAUGUUGUUGACAUCCAAACUAACAGUCCAUCCAAAAAAAUCUCAUUUAAAAAAAAAAAAAAAGAAAAACAUUAUGUUUGUACCUCGCAGUGAGGAGAGGAAAAGUCAGGAAACUUUCCUUAAUCCUCAUUAUUCAUUGGAAUUCAUUUUUGUCCUUUCAUUGUUUGUUCUUAUGACACUAUCACUGAACGUGUAUCAAAUAUGUUGAUACCUCACAAAUACACUCGAGCACUUAUUCUACGCAUUUUGCAUUUAACAAAGCCAAAGCUGCUUGAUAUGGUUUGUCUGUGCUCUGUAAGCUUAAUGAUGAAUAUAAAGUGUCCAUGUCUAUACAACCCCUGGUAAAACAGCCGUACAUUUUUGUAAUAAGUAUCAAAUCAAGAUGCUGUGCCUAUAAAAAGUACAAAAAACAA
This is a messenger RNA of Mugil cephalus (flathead mullet), 2534 nucleotides long. RefSeq names its product interferon alpha/beta receptor 1b-like. The transcript has 8 exons. Gene Ontology annotation, molecular function: interferon receptor activity; protein binding. The record is from RefSeq and is a predicted model, not a curated record. Lineage: Eukaryota; Metazoa; Chordata; Actinopteri; Mugiliformes; Mugilidae. The coding region runs from base 121 to 1422 and encodes 433 amino acids.